AAAGAAGGGAGGGAGGGCGUUGUUUCGUCCUUGAAUUUUACAUUAUUUACAGAAAGGCAGUCAGUUGAUAAAAAGAAGGAAAAGGAAGGAAUUCCUCAAAACUAAAAAAAAAAUAAUAAUAAUACAAAAACAAGCAGCAGUAGCGUAGCAGUAGAAGGAACCACCUCUGAAACAUAAACCAAGCCAAGCAAGGAGACCUCCCUCUCCCGAAAUAAAAAAUUUCCUCAAAUAUACUCUCUCAGCUACACAGUUUCUGUUUCUCUUUGGAUUCUCGACAACACUCUGGUUGCAUCUAUGAGACGUUUCUGCUGCUCCAUGCUGCUCCAUGACUAGGUAAUGAAGGUUUUUCGUGAUAGGGGGGCUGUUUCUCCAUCUAAAACUACUACAACUGACACCCCAAAGAGCUCUUUUAUAUCUGAUUCUUCAGAACCGGGGUCCACCGACACUAAGUUUUCCAAGCCUUCUUUGUGGUCAAGCUUCUUCGCAUCUGCUUUCUCGGUCUUUGAUAUAUAUCGCGACUCGUCUUCAACUAGUCACAACAAAGCACCUCAUAUUAGACAUAGCAAUGAUUGGACGUCAUCUGUGAAGAAAAUAGUGGCAGGUGGCACAAUGAGGAGAAUCCAAGAGCGUGUAUUAGGGACAAGCAAGACAGGGAUAUCUAACACGACUAGUGACAUAUGGCUUCUAGGAGCGUGCUACAAGAUUUCACAAGAUGACUCUUCUGGGAAUGCAGAUGCUACCAAUGCUUUAGCUGCAUUUCAUCGUGAUUUUUCAUCACGAAUUCUAAUCACGUAUAGAAAAGGUUUUGAUAUGAUUGAAGAUUCAAAACUUACAAGUGAUGUAAACUGGGGUUGUAUGCUUCGGAGUAGUCAGAUGCUUGUUGCUCAGGCAUUGCUUUUUCAUCGAUUAGGGAGAUCUUGGAGAAAACCAGUGGACAAGCCAUUGGAUCGAGAUUAUGUUGAGAUCUUACAUCUUUUUGGUGAUUCGGAGGCAUCGGCUUUCUCUAUUCACAAUCUUCUUCAAGCUGGAAAGGCUUAUGGACUUGCAGCUGGAUCAUGGGUAGGCCCUUAUGCCAUGUGCCGCUCUUGGGAAUCUCUAGCCCGCUCUAAGAGAGAGGAAACCAAUCUUGAAUACCAGACACUUCCAAUGGCUGUUUAUGUUGUUUCUGGUUGUGAAGAUGGGGAGCGAGGGGGAGCUCCAGUUCUCAGCAUUGAAGAUGCUGCUAGACAUUGUUCAGAGUUUUCUAAAGGUCGAGAAGAUUGGACGCCAAUUCUUCUACUGGUUCCUUUGGUUCUUGGGCUUGACAAAAUAAAUCCAAGGUAUAUACCAUCCCUGCAGGCAACAUUCACCUUUCCCCAAAGCCUUGGAAUUUUGGGUGGGAAACCUGGUGCUUCAACUUACAUUGUUGGUGUGCAAGAUGAGAAUGCUUUUUAUCUUGAUCCACAUGAAGUUCAGCAGGUGGUCAAUUUUAGCAGAGAUGAUGUAGAGGCCAAUACUUCAUCUUACCACUGCGAUGUUGUGCGGCACAUUCCUCUGGAUUUGAUUGAUCCAUCCUUGGCAAUUGGAUUUUAUUGUCGAGACAAAGAUGAUUUUGAUGAUUUCUGUUCACUGGCAUCCAAGCUGGCAGACGAAUCAAAUGGUGCCCCGUUGUUUACAGUGGCUAAUUCCUAUAAAUCGUCAAAGCAUGAUAGUAGUGAGGUCCGAGAUGAUGAUCCCCUUGGUGUAACGACUAUGAAUGAUGCAGAGGGCUGCUUAAACGAGGAUGACUGGCAACUCCUUUAAAUGGAAAUGACUCGAGGGAUUGGAAACUAGUAACAUCCUUUGGAUUGUACUGGGAUUGUAUAUCCUUUUCUUCGGCACCUCCUAUUGCAGUACAAUUAGGAGUUCACGACUCCUUUUUAGAUGUUGGAUUCAACAUUUGUGGAAAGUACACUGAAAAUUUAUGAUUCUUUUCAAUCUUUUUUUACGGUGUAAAAAACAUUUAAGAAAAUUGCAAAUGUUGUAAGGUUAAUGAUUGAAUUAGAUCUCAUUCGGCUGAUGAAACA
Molecule: messenger RNA, 2045 nt
Organism: Populus nigra (black poplar)
Lineage: Eukaryota; Viridiplantae; Streptophyta; Magnoliopsida; Malpighiales; Salicaceae
Product: cysteine protease ATG4
Exons: 9
Coding region: 337-1782 (481 amino acids)
Molecular function (GO): protein-phosphatidylethanolamide deconjugating activity
Source: RefSeq, a predicted model, not a curated record